AUGGGGUUCCUAAGCCUUGAAAUGGAAAAAUGUAAUUUUGCUCAAUUACUUGCAUAUUUUUUUCCUGAUCGUUGCAUUGUUUCAGAGUUGCUGUGUGCUCGACGCGUGCGUCUGAUGAGCGCAGGCGAAUCGCUUAGCGAUGACGCUUGGAAACUACUUGGAGAGGUUAGAUUUGCUCUUAAACUGGAUGUUUAUGUGCGUUUAUUUUUGUAG
Molecule: messenger RNA, 213 nt
Organism: Enterobius vermicularis (human pinworm)
Lineage: Eukaryota; Metazoa; Nematoda; Chromadorea; Rhabditida; Oxyuridae
Source: the annotation of a GenBank genome assembly